AAAGUACUGUUGGUUUGCUUGGAUUGUCAAAUCAUUUGUCAAACGUUUGUUUAGCGUAUAUUUUCUAAAUAUUCUUGCAAAACAAAUCUCAAAAUAUCAUAAUUAAAAUAAGAUGAUAAUGAAAUUUAUAUAAAAGAUAAAGAAUUUGAGUGUGUGAAAGUGAACAGUGCCAAUCAUAUUUUGCAAGUAGGUCAUUUGCUUUGCAGAUUUUGGUUACCGGUUAACUAGUGUUUCCAUUUACAAAGUGCUGAAAUUGAUGAUCGCCCGUGUAAGUGGACAUGGCAGAAAAUGACGACUAUUUAGAUUCGCUUGAUAAUAAUCACAUAGACGGCACCAACGGUUCCCUUAACAUGACGGACAACAGCCUCGGAGGUGGUGAUGAGGCUGCAGGUGCUGAAGUACCGGACCUAGCAGCUAUCAAAGCUAGGGUACGAGAAAUGGAGGAAGAGGCGGAGAAACUCAAACAAAUGCAAACUGAAGUUGACAAGCAAAUGAGUAUGGGUAGCCCACCUGGAUUAACAAGUCCACUAAAUAUGUCAUUGGAGGAGAAGAUAGAAGCUGAUAACAGAUCAGUUUAUGUUGGGAAUGUUGAUUAUGGGGCAACUGCAGAGGAACUAGAGCAACAUUUCCAUGGUUGUGGUUCCAUCAACAGGGUUACAAUAUUAUGCAAUAAAUUUGAUGGCCAUCCAAAAGGAUUUGCAUACAUAGAAUUUGGUGACAAAGACAGUGUACAGACUGCAAUGGCAAUGGAUGAUUCAUUAUUCAGGGGACGCCAGAUAAAAGUAAUGCCAAAGCGUACAAACAAACCUGGGCUGUCGACGACAAACCGGCCGCCGCGAGCGAUGCGAGGCCGCGGUCGCUCCUUCCGUGGUGGCUUCUCACCAUACUAUUCGGGCUACCGGCCCGUACGUCGUGGCAGAGGUUACAGGCGCGGCAUGUACUACUCUCCAUACUGAGUGCGGUAGAGGGGCGCCCGUGCCCCGGCCGCGCGCUAAUCGCGUAGAGCGGUGCCUGCGGUCAGCGAGUCAGCUCCGGCCCACUCCGACUGCCACAAGAAUGUCUCGACGUCUCCGCGACUGGCGAGACACCCUUCGCUCUACUUUUAGACCUCUAUAAAUUAAUAUAGGUAUCCCCAACUUGUUUGUUACAGACUUCGUGCACUAGAGACAACCUAGAGUUUGAUUGAAUGAAUUUCAUAUUUUAAUUUUUUAUAAUAAUGAACUGUAUGUUCUAAAUAUGUGCGUUUUUUUGUAAAUGAAACGGUACAAUAGGAAAUUAUUCACUCGUUAUACUAAAUUUGCAUGGAAAUUGUAGGUUCUGUUAAUAUUAACUGAAUAUGAACAUUUGAGCAUGUUAAUACUUAAUAAGGUAUAUUAAAAAUUUAAAUACCCAACAAAAUAUAUUGAUUUUUAAUUCUGUAAUAUAGUAAUAACUUGAGUCGUAAAAAUUGUUGAAACAUUUGAGUCUACAAUACAAAGUUAUAAAAGCAAAUAAAAGAUAUUGUAAAAUAGUGUAACUAGUUUCUAAUGGAUAUGUUCUAUGAAGUGUAGACAAGAGUUGUAUUGGCGGAAAGGUAACAAUUUAGACAAUGAUUAUGACCAGGGUUACCAGAUGCUAUUUCUGAUUUUUACCAAAUUGUGGCAUUUUUUUCUCCUAAUCUAUAUGAUUUCGUUAACUUUUAACCAAUUAACAAUUUUUGUUGAUUUUCAUUACGUUUUGCCACGAAUUUACAAAGUGAGUGAUGAAUAAUAUCUGUCCCCCUUACUUCUUACCCUGUUUUUUUGCCUUACUGGUAGAUAUUUUGUUGUACUUAUUGUAUUUGUAUGGUUCACAAGUAUCAAAACUGUCAAAAAAAUUACCCAUUUUCCUCCAAGUAUAUUUCACUUUUCUUAAAAAUUUUUUAAAUUUCAUUUCUCUAAAAUUUUACAAACAAAAUCGUUAUUUACCGAAAAUAGCUAAAAAAAAGCCUAAUAUGACAACGCUGAUUAUGACGACGACGACGCUAACUUUCGUGCCUUUAAACAAGUAUAGGCGAGUUUUUACACAAUGCAGUGUAGAUUAAACUACCCAUACGACACUGCCUCUUCGUAAACAGACAUGACCUGCACAAGAAUAGCACUACACCUAGUGCAAAGCUACCUACCCCACCUACAUAAACGAUAUACAUUGGAGUAUUAAUGAUUAUUUUGUAAGUGGACUUGACUCCUUAAAAAGGUGCGUAUGUACUCACACGGUUCUUUGCAAGGCGUCUCUCGCAUCCUGGGAGGACACUGGACAAGACCUGUGACAAUAUAAUGCCUUGUGUGUCGGUUGAAACACUUCAUUUGAACAUAUUCAUAUAUAAUGUCAAAUAAUAAAAACAGCUGUACAGAUCUCUAAAGUAAUGAUAACUAGAUCAAGUAUAACAUUUACUCUUGUAAUAGUAGGUAAGUAAUAUUAACAGUUCUAUUUCAGUUUGGUUGGUUCACUAAAAACAAUCCAAUCAAAAUUUCCUUUGUAUGCUGUUGCCCAAUAUGUAAUGUAUUUUUAAUACUAGAUGGUGUUAUGGAGUAGUAAAUUGAGGAUAUUUUGAUAAUAUAGAGAGCAAAUAGCUUGUACUCAUGGCUUCACCCAUUGGGUGUGAAAAGUAUUAUAAAACUUUAAAUUAUGUACCCAUUCAUAUUCAUCUGAUCUAAUCGCAAUCAUAAAGUUUUCAUACCAAAGUCUGAUAACAUCUACGUUAACUGUCAAUAUUUAAAGCCAUUUUCAAUGUAUUUUAUUCUUAUUUAAAAGUGCUUUUAUGCUCGUAGUAAAGUAAAACAUCUAAUAAAAUUAUUUUUAAACUAUCAUCGACUUGAAAAUAUUAAAAUUUGUACAUUUUAAAAUGUGAAAUAGGUAGUUGUAAAAUUUUUAAUAAAAAAUUUAUGUGCUUUAUUUAUUAACUUUAUUUAUUACCUUGUUAUAUUGCAAAUAAAUAUAAGAUCAUUGAAAAUAGAUAGAUACCACAAACAUUGGUAGACUUUGGUUUGAAUCCAUAGUUUAACGUUGAAACAUACUUUUGGAAAUGAUAAGUGCUGUACAUAUACUUUAUAUGUAAAGAAAUAAAUGCAAAUAUUUUAUUAUAUAUCAUGGAUAUAUGUUAUGUCCCUGGUACAAAUUAUAUGCAUUCAUAUUAUGUUUAAUACACUAGACUAUAAGUAAGGGUGCACUAUAAUUCAUAUCUGGAACUACAUGUGUGACUCAUAUAUCAUCAUUUCAUUUAAAUUUAUUACAUACCUACCCUCAUAAAGUUGGGCGACGAUUUGUUUGAUUCAAUUUGUUUCAAAAUCAUAGUGAUAACUUAUCGUUGAUAACUCUUUCACAGAAUUUUAUAUUGCAAUCGAUAAUGUCUAGGAUGUACAAUAUAAUGGAUCUUGGCUGCAAAUAGCAAAUAUUGUAGGUUUUACCACUUACCUACUUAUAAGAGAGAAGGAAAACAUUUUGCUCACUGAAAUUAAUAAGUAUGAUGUUUCCGUCUAAAAUUUUGUAGCCCAGGUUUAAUUAAGUACAACAAUUGUGUCUUAUAUUUCCUGUUUAGUUUCUUUUACAAAAGAAAAUGAUUCAGUGUAUAUGUUAUUUAAAUGUCAAAAAAAAAAAGACUAUAAUAUCGAGAGGGAAAUAAUAAAAUGUGAAGGAUUAAGAUAAUGUAAGAAUAAUUUUAAGAACAA
Messenger RNA from Galleria mellonella (greater wax moth), 3686 nucleotides. RefSeq names its product polyadenylate-binding protein 2 (gene Pabp2). The record is from RefSeq and is a predicted model, not a curated record. Bases 279 to 956 code for a protein of 225 amino acids. Gene Ontology annotation, molecular function: RNA binding. Lineage: Eukaryota; Metazoa; Arthropoda; Insecta; Lepidoptera; Pyralidae. The transcript has 7 exons.